UGCGGAGUUCGCGGCUGUGGAGCACUUCCGAACAAGCCCUAGAGCCAGAAGAGUAAUUUCAUAUUUGCAUCCCGCUCCGCUUCAUUCCCGGUUUCGCACAUCGAUCCUCGUUCCUUGCCUCGUCCCCUCUCCGUCUCUCUCUCUCACAUCUUCCUUCUUCCCGACUCCCGACCGCAUCACCGCACGCUGCGCGCCCGCUACAUCCGGCGGCGCUCUCGCGUUGGCCGACGAUGGGAGCGAUAACCUCGGCGGAGCUCAACUUCCUCGUCUUCCGCUACCUACAGGAGUCCGGUUUUGUUCAUGCUGCAUUUACUUUAGGGUAUGAAGCAGGGAUACAUAAAGGUGGGAUAGAUGGAAAUGUUGUCCCUCCUGGCGCUCUUAUCACUAUCGUGCAGAAAGGCCUCCAGUACAUAGAAUUAGAAGCAAAUACUGAUGAAAAUGAUCAAGAAGUUGAGAAGGAUUUUGCUCUUCUGGAACCUCUUGAAAUCAUCACAAAAGAUGUUGAAGAGUUGCAACAGAUUGUGAAGAAGAGAAAAAGGGAGAGGCUUCAAAUUGAUUGUGACAAGGACAAGGGGAAAGCGAAAGAGUGCAUUGAGGAGCAUGAACACCGUCUUGGUGGUGAACGGGAGAGAGAGCGCCAUGACAAAGAAAAAGACCAAGAGAUGGAAAGAGAUAGAACUGAAAGAGACAAGGUGCAAGAGAAAGAGAAGGAAAGGGAAAAACAACACACAGAGCAUAUUGAUAAGGUUAAGCAUGAAGAGGAUCCCCUUGCCAGUGGAGGUCCUAAACCAAUGGAUGUAAGUACAACUCCUCAUGAAAUUUUUAGUGCGGAUGUAACCGUUUUGGAAGGACACAGUUCAGAGGUUUUUGCUUGUGCAUGGAGUCCAGCUGGUUCUCUUCUAGCUUCUGGGUCAGGAGACUCAACUGCUAGAAUUUGGACAAUUCCUGAUGGUCCAUGUGGUUCCAUUCAAUCCUCUCCUGCAAGUGGUCAUGUUUUGAAACAUUUUAAGGGUAGGACCAACGAGAAGAGCAAGGAUGUCACCACACUUGACUGGAAUGGGGAAGGAACACUAUUAGCCACGGGCUCCUAUGAUGGCCAAGCAAGAAUAUGGAGUAGGGACGGAGAGUUAAAGCAGACUUUAUUCAAACACAAGGGACCUAUAUUUUCUUUAAAAUGGAAUAGGAAAGGUGAUUUUCUUCUAAGUGGCAGCGUAGACAAAACUGCUAUUGUCUGGGAUACAAAGACAUGGGAGUGCAAGCAGCAAUUUGAAUUUCAUUCAGCUCCAACACUAGAUGUUGAUUGGCGAAACAACAACUCUUUUGCAACAUGCUCAACUGAUAACAUGAUCUAUGUUUGCAAGAUUGGGGAUCCACGCCCAGUUAAAACAUUCAGUGGCCAUCAAAGUGAAGUUAAUGCUAUCAAGUGGGAUCCAACUGGUUCUUUGUUGGCUUCUUGUUCUGAUGAUUGGACUGCAAAGAUAUGGAGUGUGAAGCAGGACAAAUGUGUAUAUGAUUUUAAAGAGCAUACCAAGGAAAUAUACACUAUUAGAUGGAGCCCCACAGGUCCAGGAACAAAUAAUCCCAAUCAACAGCUGCUUUUGGCAAGCGCAUCGUUUGAUUCAUCUAUCAAGCUAUGGGAAGUUGAGAAAGGACACCUUCUGUACAGCUUGGCUGGCCAUAGGCAGCCAGUUUAUUCUGUGGCCUUUAGCCCUGAUGGUGAGUACCUGGCUAGUGGGUCGCUGGAUCAAAGCCUACAUAUAUGGUCCGUCAAAGAAGGCAGGAUCCUGAAGACCUUCAGAGGGAGCGGUGGCAUUUUUGAAGUGUGCUGGAACAAAGAAGGCAGCAAGAUAGCAGCUUGCUUCUCCAACAAUACUGUCUGCGUCAUGGAUUUCAGGAUGUAGUUUCACCAGAAGAUGUACAUGUAUCAAGCUACAAGGCUAGAAUAUAUGUUCUUCCCAUUGGUGGGAAAUUGUUAGUCUACUCUAGGUUUUGGAUUUAGCUUCCCAGCUGUACAGUAGGACCUGACCGUAGUACCUUGUAGGGCACAAGCCUCACAAAAGAGCAUGUAUGGCGCGUUGACAUGAUGAUGUUACUGUAUUGGUGUUGUAGUAUGGAGAUAUUGUGGUGCAAUCAAAUCAUUUGACUUAGGUGAUAUAGAUUAAGAUGGCUACAAGUUUAUUGGAACAUAUGGAUAUUAAUGAUAAUGUCUUGUUAGGAUGUA
Molecule: messenger RNA, 2221 nt
Organism: Aegilops tauschii subsp. strangulata
Lineage: Eukaryota; Viridiplantae; Streptophyta; Magnoliopsida; Poales; Poaceae
Product: WD40 repeat-containing protein HOS15
Biological process (GO): regulation of transcription by RNA polymerase II
Cellular component (GO): histone deacetylase complex
Molecular function (GO): transcription corepressor activity; protein binding
Source: RefSeq, a predicted model, not a curated record